Trematosphaeria pertusa is the source of this 679-nucleotide messenger RNA. RefSeq lists its product as uncharacterized. Bases 166 to 627 code for a protein of 153 amino acids. The record is from RefSeq and is a predicted model, not a curated record. The transcript has 2 exons. Lineage: Eukaryota; Fungi; Ascomycota; Dothideomycetes; Pleosporales; Trematosphaeriaceae.
AGACUGGGAGAAGGCUUUGGAGUAUAUAAUGAGGAGGAGAUUGCCCCGUACUCCACCAUCACCAGCAUCCACAGCCUUCUCUUCAAUCUUUCCUGGAAAGCCCACUCGCUUUUUAUCACUAUUUUAUACGAUCCUUACUGAUCACACUCCCUUCAUUUCUGAACCAUGAAGCUCAGCCCAGCACUCGCCGCCAUUUUCCUGGCUAUCCCCUCCCUCGUCGCCGCCGCUCCAACAGCUACCCCAGCCGGAGCCGUCGAGCUCUCCACCCCCGUGACCGCAAAUAUCGUCGCCUUCCCCCGCGAAGCCACCUGCAAUGCCCCCAUCCCCACCGACCCAGAUGACCUGGAGAAGUACAACGAGGAGAUGCGGAAGAUGAGCGAGGCGACCGUUAAGGCGCAUACGGGCGAGCGCAUGUGCAAGCCUGCCGACUUUAUCAGCUCCAAGAACAAGCAGGUCAAGGAGCGCGUCAAGAAGGCUUGCGUCGAGGGCUAUGAGAUGUGUGUAUCGAACCGCAAGAAGGCGAAUAAUGCUUGCAAGUCUGCUGGUGGAACGGUGGACCAGGGCCACAAGGAUGCGCUGCAGUUCUGCAAGGAUAAGAAGAAGGAGUGGUCGAACAAGAAAGUCUAAAGGUUAUUGGGCUUUACGGAUGGUGGUUGGUCGGACAUGAUUGAGCGCGGCA